AUGCCGCCGUGCUACCGUACGCCCAAUUAUCGUUGCUCGGCUAAUCCGAGGAUACCGUGGAAGUUUGCGGUGGUGGCUGAGGAACGGAACGAAAUCGCGGCCUCGGCGUUUCAUCACAAUCGAAGGCAUUUGGUGACCACGGCCAAGCCAAUCAGCAAAGAAAGAGCAACGAACAACAGCUACCGUAUCCCUAGAGCCGAGGCGGCGGUGUCGAGGGAGGCAGCAACAGCCGUAGCAUCGGCGGCAAGAGGAUGCGGUCGGCCUCCGUUGGUGCCCGCCUCGACAAUGACGGAUGAGCGGACGGACGCCAGUCAGUCGGUCGGACGGGCGAACGGAAAAUAUGGCCACAGCUGUUGGCGGCUUUUCGUUUUUGAGGUAAACAGUCGGCCGUUUACCGACCGACGGCAGCUCAUCGGCGGAUUAGCGUGUGUUCGGCCACAAAUCACACGGCUAGCCUCCGGCCUCCGGUCGCGACUCUCGUUUCCCUCACUCCUCACUCACUCAGAGUACGACGCCGGUCGCGACUGGGCGGUAAAAAACCACUCCUCACCCGGUCGCUUGUUCGGUUAUCUAGAUCUGCCGAGGGAGCGACUUUUGCUGCUGCUGUUCCAUGACUUUCCGCGUCGACAACCACAACGCGUCCGGUCGGUGUCAGAUAUCGUGAGAAAAACGUCCAAGAACGACGGAUGCACUGACGACUGCCAAUCGUCCCCCUCUCCUCGGAGGAAGAACUAA
Molecule: messenger RNA, 735 nt
Organism: Soboliphyme baturini
Lineage: Eukaryota; Metazoa; Nematoda; Enoplea; Dioctophymatida; Soboliphymatidae
Source: the annotation of a GenBank genome assembly